AUGGCUUCGUCGACAAUUCCGGAAAAGGCCUCCGAAAAAGUCGUUCACGCAUUGACAUUUCUCGAUUUCAACGAGGCUCCAUAUCGAAAUUACCACGAAUAUCGCGGAUGCAGUGCUGAAAGUGACAUGCCCUAUCGGAAGAGCAGCCUCUUCAAAGGUCUUGAAAAAUUGCCAGAGUGCCUUCGCCAUCAGAUCUACCAACUCGUUGUUAUUGACCGCGAUACGGUCUCCCGAGACCAUCCAACCUACUGGCUCAAUGCCUAUUCAGAUUCUCUCCUAAAUAUCCGAAAUAUUGAGGGGUGGACUGAGCCCGGUGUCCCCACUCCGUCGCUCGAGUAUAAAGCAGGUUUCUUUGAAAAGAAGUUCUAUAGCCAGAAAUAUGAAAGUUUGAGGUCUCCAUUCUGCACUAUUCGCCAUUUCGCAGAAGCUCUCAGAUUGUUGGACCAGGAGAAAGAGAAUCGAGCAGGUGCUACACUGGAGGAUUUCUUGCAUUGGGUUGGAGACCACAUCGUGGUCGAGCUGGAGACACCAGAUUUGAAUAUUGGGCGAGCCAUAUCCACUCGACUUGUAUUGGACACCUUGGUUCCUUUUGGCAACUACAUCACACAUUUGUCCCUCGAGCAUAUUCCCCACGGCCCACGCCCAGAUAACCAUAGCAGAUUGUAUGGAGAACCCGACUACAAAACUAAAGACUUCAUUACGCUUUGUGACCAGGUAGGAGCUGCGAUGCCCCAUCUUCAGUCGGUAGUUUUCUGGGUGGCUCUAUCUGAAAAUGAGCUUGAUAUUGCUCUGUCCUCGCCCAGUAAACAGCCAUGGGUUCGAGCUUGCCAACGGCUAGGUGUGAAAAAAGUCGAGCUGAAGCUACUGAUAGUCGUGGUACCUUCUAGCAAUCAAACACAUCCAAUAUGGCUUCCCUAUAUCAGAGCUCGUCGACUAGCGUGGUGGAAGCCUAAGGCUGGAUAUCAGAAGGUUGAUGCAGAAAAGGAGACUAAGUUGCGGGACAUUCUGGCUCAAGAAUUGAUUGAUGAUGAGCCAUAA
Messenger RNA from Mollisia scopiformis, 1038 nucleotides. RefSeq lists its product as uncharacterized. NCBI's taxonomy places the organism in Eukaryota, Fungi, Ascomycota, Leotiomycetes, Helotiales, Mollisiaceae. The coding region runs from base 1 to 1038 and encodes 345 amino acids. The transcript is spliced from 3 exons. The record is from RefSeq and is a predicted model, not a curated record.